AUGGGCAACGACAUCGAGGAACAGCCCCAGGUGGGCGAGAAAGAGUCCAUCCAGCCCCCUAAUCCAACCAUCGACAAUGCAAAAGGCGAGGUGGCGCCAAUACAAACCAACAAACUCGCCCGAAGGCUGUCUGCGCGGCAAGUCUCCAUGAUUGCCAUUGGAGGCACAAUCGGCACGGGUCUGUUCCUGGGUACCGGCAAGAGUCUGGCUACCGGUGGCCCUGCAUCGAUGUUGCUAUCGUAUGUGAUUUGUGGCGGCAUUAUAUUCGUCACCAUGCUUUGCUUGGGCGAGAUGUCGGCGUUUAUCCCGGUCUCUGGAUCGUUUUGUUCGUAUGCAGGGCGAUCUGUAGAUGAUGCUCUUGCGUUUGCGCUUACCUGGAACUACUGGUUCAAUGAUGCAGUGACGACGGCCUCAGAUACGCUGGCCUUGCAGCUCUUGAUGGAGUUCUGGACGGACAAUUGUCCAGGCUGGGCGAUCAGCCUUAUUUUUCUUCUCCUUCUAAUCGGCUUCAAUCUGUUCUCCGUCCGUGUGUAUGGCGAGAUUCAAUACUGGUUGAGCCUGCUGAAGAUCGUUGCGAUUUUUGCUUUCAUUUUGGUGGGAAUUGCCGUCAACUGCGGCGCCAACACUGAGCACAAAUACAUAGGAGACAAAUACUGGCACCUCGGCGAGGCCCCGUUUGUCGGUGGCAUCGGUGGUUUCGCCUCAGUCUUUGUGACCGCUUCAUUUGCAUACGGUGGAACCGAAUCCAUCGCCGUCACAGCCGGCGAAACCAAAGACGCUGCAAAAGUGAUCCCCCGCGUCGUCAAAAACGUCUUCUGGCGCAUCCUGCUUUUCUACGUCUUGUCGAUCAUCAUCGUCGGAUUCGACGUGCCCUACAACUACCCCAACCUAGACGAAAAGACGUCAAGGACCAGUCCGUUCACCGUGGUCUUCGACAAAGUCGGGAGCAGCGUUGCGGGGAGCUUCAUGAAUGCUGUGAUUUUCACGAGUGCACUCUCCGCCGCUAACCACGCGUUGUUCGUUGGUUCGAGACUGCUGUAUACGCUGGCCCUGGAGGGACAUGCCCCUCGGGUCUUUGCAAGACUGAACCGGUUUCAGAUACCCUGGCUUGCGGUGCUGGGGACAUCUGUUAUCAGUGGGCUAUGCUUUGGGGCGAGUUAUAUCGGGGCUGGUCAGUUCAUCGUUGGCGUAUCCAACCAAGUCUCCUGGGCAAUAAUCGGCAUCACCUCGCUCCGUUUCCGCGCAGCAGUCCGCAAGCAAAACCUCGAACACCUACUCCCCUUCAAAAACUGGACAUACCCAUACGGCCCGAUUCUCACGAUCAUACUGAACAUUGUCCUCAUCCUAGUGCAGGGCUGGACGUGCUUCAGCCCCGUGUUCAAGGCUGUGGAUUUCCUGUCGUUCUAUGUCCAGAUUCCGAUCCUGUUUGCUAUGCUGCUGGGUUGGAAGCUGUAUAAGAAUACGAAGAUUGUGCGGCUGGGACAGAUGGAUUUGGUUACGGAUCGGUAUGAUUUGGUUGAUGAUGGUGUUGAUUGGCAGGGGAGGGAAGAAGGAGUUGAGGAGCGGGACGGCCAUGGAAAUCGGAAGAAAUGGAUGCAGAGAGCGAAGAAGUAUGUGGGCUAUGUGUUUUGA
This is a messenger RNA of Aspergillus puulaauensis, 1632 nucleotides long. RefSeq lists its product as uncharacterized. The transcript is spliced from 6 exons. Gene Ontology annotation, biological process: amino acid transmembrane transport. Gene Ontology annotation, cellular component: membrane. The record is from RefSeq and is a predicted model, not a curated record. Gene Ontology annotation, molecular function: amino acid transmembrane transporter activity. Bases 1 to 1632 code for a protein of 543 amino acids. Lineage: Eukaryota; Fungi; Ascomycota; Eurotiomycetes; Eurotiales; Aspergillaceae.